Molecule: messenger RNA, 2061 nt
Organism: Symbiodinium sp. CCMP2456
Lineage: Eukaryota; Dinophyceae; Suessiales; Symbiodiniaceae
Source: the annotation of a GenBank genome assembly
AUGCGGUAUGAGAUGCUCGAAGUGCUGGGAGCCGAGAAGCCAGAGCAGCUGAUAACACAAAUCGUCGCCUUGGAAAGAGAGAGCGAGCCACGACAGAGAAUGCUCGCAAUGGUUGAGGCAUUCCGCACCAAGGCACAAGAUCAACAGCGUGAGAAGGAGUUGGCACAACGGCUGAAACGACGGUCGCUGACUCGCACCUCUUUCUCAUCAGCUUCUUUGACGGCGUUUGCUGCACGCCGUUUCAGUUCAGCUGUAUCGAUGCGAGGGAGCACGCGCUUGUCUGCAAUGGGCAGCUCAGUCCUUUCCUUUGGAAGUGGUGAGCUUGGGAAGAAGAUGUCAGGCCCGUGGAGCAUCGACGAUUUAGAAGCCAAGCUGGUGGAGCAAGACGAAAAACAGAAAGAUUUGCGAGCAGACGCAUUUUUGGCAGUGUUUGCCAAAGAGUCACAGGAGCCUGGGUCAGACGCAGGGGCCAAAGACAGCCCUGCAAGACGAUUCAGCUUCAGUGGCCAUCCUUCGUCUGAUGUUCCUGUCUUGGCCGGCUUGUCUGUUCAAGAAAUCAUGCGCGCCCACACAGAGCCUCUGGCGAGACUACCGGGCUGCACUCUGUUGGCCGAGCUGCAGAGCAGCAUCGAUGCAGACGCAAGCAUAGACAGUGAAAGCGCUGGCGACUGUGCAUCGCUUGGAAUGCGCUUACUUCAAGUUUCCUACGGCUAUCACGGAAUUCCAUUGGAUUCUGCAAAGCCGCAGCCUCAGAAUAUUCUUCGCAGGGGUCAGUCGCAGUUGGAAGCUCCAUUACAGCACAAGAAUGCUUGGAAACUGCUUCCUGUCCGAAAGCCGCUGUUAACCAAGCGAUCACGCAGGUGCAAGUUGGUUUGCAAGCCUGCAGGCGAAUCUGAGGCAGCGAAGAUUUGUAAAGGAUUGGUUGUGAAACCGAAAAUCAACCCGUGUGCAAAUCCACCGUUUCAGAAGAACAGCGUGGCUUCCGGCAUUCUUCCACGCAUCAUUCCCUGGAGUUGUGGACCUGGACACGGCGACGGCGACACGAGCCUGGUUUUCAUCAUGGUAAAUCCUAUGGACACGGAUGUUGAAAUUGAUUUCGAUCCCAUGGCAUUUAACAGAGAAGCCACGAAUCUUAAGGAGACUUUUGCCACGAAGCCUUGGCAGGGUUUGCUCGCGGGACAGUCCGUUCAUGUUUCGACGCCGGCAUUUUCGACCAUCAUUGGCAAGUGCCCUGAUGAAGCAUCGAAUGUUUUCGAUGAAGAUGUCAACCAAAAUGCUGGUAAAGACAGGCCCGAAAUAAUUCUGCAGCGGAAGAUGAACAAGAUUUUGGUGCGGCUCUGCUUCCAUAAGAAGCAGGCUACCACGACUUGGGAAUUUUUCGCGUACUUGAAGAUCAAGUUUCAGGUUUCGUUUAGUGACACUGACACGAAAAGUCACGAGGUAGAGCUUGUCCUGCGCUUCGGGCCAGAGUGUCUGGAAGAUUUGGAGCAACAAGGUCACAAAUGCAUCAGGAUUGCCAACAUGCCUUCACGGGAAAAAGGUUCAGACGAUUGCCUGGUCAAUAUCGUGAGGAAAGUUGUCGGGCCUGAUGGGGUUCUCGUUUGGGACGGGGACGAAUUCUCGGAGGACAGCUUCACUCGAAUUUUGGACCAGGCUUUGGCGACUAGCAAGAUUCCUGCGGUGGCGUUCUAUUGGUCAAGUCGCGAAGCUGCUUUCCGAAGCUCAUGGCAGCACCGUGCCGACAGAUUCUGCGGUGGCCUGCAUUUGGUUCUUCUGGAAGAUCCGCCAGGACUUUCGGCGGGCAGUGAUGACAGCUGGGUACAGCUCGGCCUUGAUGCGCUGCGCCUGACACGAGCAGAGACGGUGCUUUCGUUGGGGGGUGGAGGCGUUGUGGCCAAGGAGGCUGCUGAAUGCAACCGACAUGAGCAGCUGAAGCUGGUGCACUGGUAUUUGGUUCGUAUUCCUAGGUUGAGCGAAGACUUGACUGAUUUCGGAGCCCUCUACGAGCAACUUCAGUCGGAGGGCUCGUUCAAUAUGGAGCUGGUUCCAAUUCCGAGCUAA